Messenger RNA from Microdochium trichocladiopsis, 993 nucleotides. Its product is annotated as putative hscarg dehydrogenase. The record is from RefSeq and is a predicted model, not a curated record. Bases 1 to 993 code for a protein of 330 amino acids. Lineage: Eukaryota; Fungi; Ascomycota; Sordariomycetes; Xylariales; Microdochiaceae. The transcript has 2 exons.
AUGGCUAAGCUCAUUGUUGUUACUGGUGCGACAGGCAUGCAAGGCUCAGGCGUCAUUGAUGCCUUGUCUGCUAAUGCUGACUGGAAGAUCCGAGGUGUGACUCGGAACUUGAGCAGCGCAAAGGCUCAAGCUCUGGCCAAGCGUGGCGUCGAAAUGGUGGCAGCUGAUUUGGACGACGAAGACAGUCUGACUGCUGCCUUUGUUGGCGCGAGCGCAAUCUUCGGCGUCACAGACUUCUAUGAGCCCUUUGCCACUGGAAUCGGUCCAGAAAAGGCCAUGCAAAUCGAGUACACCCGGGGCGUGAAUAUGGCUCGUGCCGCCGCCAAGACUGCUACUCUGGAGACUUACUUUUGGAGCACAUUGCCUGCUGCAGGCCAACUAACGAAGGGCGAAGUCAAAGUACCACACUUUGAUGCUAAAGGGGACGUGGACGCAUACUUGAAGAAUAACCCGAUCUUGAACCCCAAGACCAUUUUUCUUUUAACCGGAUUCUAUGCUUCCAAUUUUGAUUACCCUCCCUUCACCCCUAUUUACUCGAAGCCAGCCGGACAGUACAUUCUCGCUGUUCCGGCCAGUUCAGAAACCUGGGUUCCCUCGCUUGGCCCCGUCACCAAUAUCGGCGUCACAGUUAGCGGCCUUCUCCAGUACCAGUAUCCUGCAACAGCAAGCGGGCCCCAGGGAGGCAGAUACGUCCAUGUCACAACUGGAAAGUACAAGAUCCAAGAGUAUUUCUCGAAGUGGGCCCAGAUUGCCGGGAAAGGAAAGCUUCAAAUACUAUCAGUCCCACUCGAGCAAUUUGAGGGGCUCUUUGGCAUAUGGGGGACCGAACUGGGCCUCAUGGUUAAGUUCUGGGAAAUUGCUGGAGCUCCAAGAAUGUGGGGAACAGUCGGCGAGGGCGAUGUCAUGAUUGAUGCCCGUGAUUUAGAGGGCGUCAAGGGGAGGUUGGUCAGCGCUGAGGAUUCCUGGAAAUUGGUGAAUUGGGACCAAUUGUAG